AUGCAAGACAGCCAGAUAGCCCAGAUAGCACAGUUUUUUUCAAGAGCACAGGGAACAUUUCCAGGAAAGCUCGAUAUAAACCCAGUGGAACACUGCAACCGCAUAGAGCUGAGGAGCGAACGAACUAUGGGAGACCCCCAAAUCAUUACUCAGAAAGGACCUGACUCAGAGGAAGAGUCCUCUUCCUUAAUUCCUAAUCAGAUCCAGAACAAGGAUGGAGAGGAGGUCACUAAGAAAGUUGAAGGAGCUCUUCAAAUUCCCCCACAAAGUCAGACGAUUCCUUUCCCUCAAAAACUGAUAACAUCCCAGAAGGAUGAAGAGUUCAACCGAUUCCUGAAGAAGAUUAAGAAAAUUUGCGUAGAAAUACCACUGAUAGAUGCACUGUACCAAAUGCUGAAGUUCGCAAAGUUCUUAAAGGGUAUUUUAUCUAACAGGAGGCAGAAGGGCGACUUCGAGAUCGUAGCAUUAAUAGAAAGUUGUAGCGCUCUACUUAUGGCAAACAUUCCACCAAAACUUCAGGAUCCAGGGAGUUUUUCCAUACUUUGCAAAAUUAGGCCUGAAUUCAUACAGAAAGCUUUCUAUGAUUUGAGAGCCAGCGUUAGCCUACUGUCGUACUCCUUAUGUAAGAAGCUGGGACUCUAG
Zingiber officinale is the source of this 642-nucleotide messenger RNA. RefSeq lists its product as uncharacterized. Lineage: Eukaryota; Viridiplantae; Streptophyta; Magnoliopsida; Zingiberales; Zingiberaceae. Bases 1 to 642 code for a protein of 213 amino acids. The record is from RefSeq and is a predicted model, not a curated record. The transcript has a single exon.